CGCUUUGGUAGCGUUGUCUUGUGACGUCAUUAGUCGGUAAAUAAGUACGGCAUGUUGUUUCGAAAAUGACAGAAAUCGCAGAAAACAUGCAAGAUGUAGUUAAAAAACGCAAUUACAAGUGAUGUUUUGUUCCCUUGUGUAAGAGUACAACUGUUUCUAUGCCUUCUAAAAUUUUUGUAUCGGUACCAAAAGGAAAUAUUAGGAAAAAAUGGUUCGAUAUCGCAAAACAGAAUGAUGCUUCAUCGAUAUCGCUCAGCACCAGUUUGUUUUGUUGUCAAGAUCAUUUUUAUUUGCAAGAAGAUAUAGAAAAUUAUACGAGAGUACGACUCGAUCCAAAUGCAUCUAUACGGCUGAGAAAAGGUGUAUUACCUACGAUAUUUAAUUGUCAACCUGAUAGACAACUUCCUCACGUCAAACCGACAUGUUCAGGAGCUCUAAAACGGCAGAAAAUAAUCUUAAACGAAAUGUUGCAAACUAUAACAGUAAUCGAUAGUAGCAUGGAAUGUGAAUGCACAGAGUCUAUUGUAACCGAACCGUUGCAUAUCGACAGUAACAUUGAUGAUUUUUCAACAACUGAACAUCAGGUGGCUGCAGUUGAAAUGAAUUGGAGCGAUGAUGUGAUACCAAAAUAUAAGGAUGUUGGUAUUCAAGUGAAAAUGCGUGAUCAUAAGAUAUCAGUACGUAGCAAAUGUGUACAAAACGUGCCAACGAUGAAAAAUGCUUCGUAUUCGACAGAACGAAAAACGCUUCAGCAUGUAAAUGUACUAUCUGACUCGACAUAUUGAUGUCAAUAUGACUUUAUUUGUCACUUAAACGUCACUGACAAUAAAUGACGCAAAAGUGAUAUAAAAAUAGCAAAAGUAUAUAUAUGUUCGGCCCCCCUCCUGUACCCUCCCCGCUCUCGUUGCGCAUGGAAAGUUGCAAACUUAUUCAGAAUCUUGCUUAUCUGUCGCCUCCGUGACAGAUUUCCUAAUCUAAAUUGUCAUCAACUUUAACAAUUUAUAUCUCGCUCCACGAGGCAGAACGACGAUUUUUUUCAAAUAGGAAAGUUGUUUCUCUUGCAAAAACGCGUUGAGUAAAUAUUUUUUCGUCGAUAUCGGAGGUAGGUAGGUAUCGGAGGAGGGUAUUCUGUAUAAUUACCGAUUUGACAUUUACACACAGCUGCGUUGGGACAUUACUAUUGAACAGAAGCACAACAGAUUCACUAUCAGCACCGGACAUUCAAUGGAUGU
Molecule: messenger RNA, 1232 nt
Organism: Harpegnathos saltator (Jerdon's jumping ant)
Lineage: Eukaryota; Metazoa; Arthropoda; Insecta; Hymenoptera; Formicidae
Exons: 4
Coding region: 159-785 (208 amino acids)
Source: RefSeq, a predicted model, not a curated record